CGCAAGACGCGGCGCCGCGUUUAAACUUGUUCUCAAUAAGGAAGUGUGACAUCAGGAGACCGUUUCUGUUAUCGAGCGAUGUUUUACUGUGAUUAAGCUUCACAUUCUCAAUCAAACACCAAAUCCGAAACGAAAACGAUGGCAACUAAAGCAACCAAGGAAUCUUUCGCAAAUAAACUAGGAUUCAAAAGCAGCGGCUCAAAGGCUGUUGAAGCUGAGCUUGAGAAAGUGAAGAAGGAAAAUGGCCAGUUGAAGAAGACUUUGGAUGAAAUUUCAAAACGAAAUGGAAAACCUCAUCCUACACGUCCUGAUUCGGAUAAAACCAAGCUGUUGGAGAGGAUUUUGUCACUGGAGACGCUGAGGGAGAGGAACGCACAGCAGCUGCUGGCUAAGGAAAAGGAGGUCUCCAUGCUGAAACAGCAGCUGAAAGCUGAAGGUGGAGAGGUGGUGGCUUCACUGCAGAACCAGCUGGAUCAGAAAAGGCAGGAGGCAGAACACAGAGAGAAACUGUUUCACAACCUUUCACAGGAGACUGAGGACCUGAAAAACAAACUGCUGGCAAUCACUGAGAAGUGCAAAACACUCGAAAAUCGCAGUACUGACAUACAGGUUCCUUCAGGUGAGACUGCCGUGGUCCAGGAGCAACUGCGAGAUGCUCUGGAAAAAAAUCAGCAAUGGCUUGUUUAUGACCAGCAGAGAGAGGCCUAUGUUCAGGGGAUUCUGGCCAGAAGCACUGAGCUCGAACAGCAGUUAAACCAAGCCAAGCAAACACUCCAACAACAGCACAAAGAGGCCAAUUCAGAAGGUCCAUCAUCUGCCUCCAAGCAGCAGGAGAAGCAGCUGCAGGAGAUCCAGAAAGAGACUGAGGAGGAGCGCAAAAGGACGAGCCAUCUGCAGGCCGAGCUCGAGGAGUUGAAGGCCAGGUAUGAGGAGAAGAGCCGUGAGGUGACCCGAGCCCAGGAGGAGCUGCAAGAAGAGCGCAAAAGUGGCCGACAGACUCUGGCAGAGGAACGGAAGCUGAACAUGGAGCGUGUAGCUAGACUGCAAGGCGAGUUAGAGGCGGCUGACGUAAGGCUUGACGAGGAAAGGAAGAGAGCCGCAGAGCUGCUACUGCAGGUGAACCUUCUUCAGAAAUCUCUACUGACUCAGCAUGAAGAUCAGAAAAAGAUGGCUGUUUUAGAGCAACAGAUCCAAAUGUCCGCUCGAGACUUUGAGAACGAGAGACUGGACCGUCAAAGUCUACAGCACCAGCUCCACAAAGUGCUAAAGGAGCUACGCAAAGCUAGAGACCAGAUCACACGCUUGGAGACGACGAAACGAGAGAGCCGGUUCUCUGAGCCCAGCUCGUACACCAGGCUGGAUUUGGAUAAGAUGACCAUUCAGAACCCCACAUCUCCAUUAAAGAGCAACACGUUGGACGAGAGCUUUCUGGAGUGUCCCAACUGCAGGGCCUCGUACCGUACAAGCCAGCACCGAGAGCUCCUUGCACAUCUCGACUACUGCUUUAAUUAAGACUACCGAGGGAAAAAAAAACAAGGAUUAGGGUUUAAUAUUAUGCUUAUGCUUUUUUUUUUUUUUUUUCCCCCCUUCCUAUUUUAUAUCUUUUUAUCAGAAUUUUUUAUUUUUGUAUUCCAAAGAAAUUUUCCACUGUUUUUGGAUUGAUCAGCAUUGUGUGUGACAGUCUCUCGAGUAUGUGUAUUAUUGUGGAGCAUAUUUAAGGUAAAUUUUUAAUUUAUGUUCGUGCUUUUGGUGUAUCUCUAUAACGUACCUUUUCCUUCAUAAUGUGUUUUAAAUACAUUAAACUCACAUCAUGUCUUAUUUUUUGGUGGCACACUUCCCUUACAGGUGUUGAAGUGGCACACAGAGACUCCCCUUUCAGUAGUUUUGCUGGAAAUCAGAUCCGUCUUGAAUUAGGCUGCAUGUGUGUAAAUCCGUGUAUUAGACCUAUUUAAAGCAAGCAGAUUAGCGAGACUGCAGGGGAAAGGAGGCUAAGGAUGUCUCGGUUCAGAAAACACACCCAGGUGGGAUAACCUCACAUGGAACUGCUGAGUAAGGUUAAAGAGAAAGGCUUCUGAUUUUCUAUGGUUUUAUGACAUCACCAGA
Hemibagrus wyckioides is the source of this 2103-nucleotide messenger RNA. RefSeq names its product centrosomal protein 55 like (gene cep55l). Gene Ontology annotation, biological process: mitotic cytokinesis; regulation of phosphatidylinositol 3-kinase/protein kinase B signal transduction. NCBI's taxonomy places the organism in Eukaryota, Metazoa, Chordata, Actinopteri, Siluriformes, Bagridae. The record is from RefSeq and is a predicted model, not a curated record. The coding region runs from base 139 to 1512 and encodes 457 amino acids. The transcript has 9 exons.